AUGUGCGAAGAUGAUGAACCCAAAAGUAUUGUCUCCUUCAGUUUGGUUAUUGCAGGUUUGUGAAAAUAAAAUAAAGCCAUUUUUAUGAAGUGGAUGUUUUCAGGUUCGAUAAUCUCAAUAGUUUCAAUAUUCAAUAAUGUGCUUCUUUUUAUUGCACUACUUCGGAAUAACAGAUGUUUCAAAUGUUAUUUUCAUGUAAGUGGGGAUCUUACCAAAAGAAUUUCAACCUCGAGAUUUCCUACCAGGAUUCCUUUAAGAAAUUUUCAUCGAGGCCUUUUUAAUUUCAAAAAAAAAACUUCAAACCUAUUUUUUUGCAGUUCAUCCUAGCCUUGUGUUUUUUCGACAUCAUCGUAAGUGUAUGCUAUAUGCCAGUUAUCCUUGUCGAUUCUCUGAAAGUAAGUCAUUUUAUUUUUAGUUCAACAUUUUCUAGAUGCACGUAUUUUGUAUUUGUUUCAAAUCAUCGAUGCGUGAAGAAGCUCAUCAAAUUUUUAUUCGAAUUUGAAUUUCAUUUUCAUAUUUUCCAGGAUUGGACAAAAUGGGUGGAAUUGGCUAGAGCUUGGUGGCCAUUUUUUGUUUAUGGCUUGACUUUGACAAAUGUUUCGAUGACAACCGCAAGUUUUAUACUUGUAGCAAUUUUGUAUGAAAGAUAUUUGAUAACUGUGAGAAGUUAUAUUCUGAAACAAUUUCAAACCAAAAGAAGUCUUUGGUGUUUUUGUGAGUUUUUGAAGUGAGGAAUAUGUAAAUUCAAAAAAAAAAGUUUUUAGUAUGUCUUCUGCUUGGAAUACUUACAAAGGGUGGAAUGUUUUUGGAACUCGAUGUUUUUCCAAAUGAAGAUGAGACUUGUAAGAAUACUGUAUUAGAAUAUGAAGUUGGAAUGACUGAAAUAUCACAAUCAUUAUGGUAUGGAAAUGUUUAUAAAUUCUGGAUCAGAAACAUUGUAACAGUAUUUCUCCCAUUUUUCCUACUAUUAACUAUAAAUCUUCAAAUUGUUCUCGAACUUCGGAAAAGAAUGAAUCGAGAAUUGAGCAUUGGAUCGAGGCAGAGAUUCAGUUCAAAAAUGCAAAGCAAAGUGAGAUUUUUUGAAAAAAAAAAACAGAAUAGAAGUAAAUAAAUUUUCUUUAGACAAAUGUGAAACAAGCCACCGCAACAAUGUUAUUUAUCUGUGUGAUUUAUCUGAUUUGCAAUGCAACAAAUGUUUUUAUAACCGCUUGGGAAUUUAUUGAUAUCAAAAGUUUGCAAGACGAGUGAGUUCAGAUCAAAAACCUAAAUGAAAAUAAUUGGAAAAGAUUUAGAAAAGAUUAUAUUUGAGUUGUUUGUCAUAGAAAAUCCAUUUUUCUAGGGAUUAAUUUUCAAAAAGAUUACCGAACAGUGAUGUUAUAGAUUUGACAAAAAAUCUUGUAGGUCAAAACUCUUUGCGGAUUUAGAAAUUUACCAGAAUUUUUUUGAAAAUCUGAAUUUAUAAUUUUCAAAACUAAAUUCUUAAUUCUUACUUUCUUGUGUUUGAGUUGGAAACAUGUCACUUUGAACCAAAAGUAUCAAGUUUGCAAGAAGAAAUGAACUUUAAACUGUGCUUCUCAAGAAAAAUAAGACUCAAUUCACUAAAAAAAAUUCAGAAAAAAAAUUUCGCGUUUUAAAAUGUUUCUCACAUGAUUGAGGGAAACUGAGACCAAAUUCUAGAUUGAUUUUCAACAUAUUUUUUCCAGAUUCAUCAUUCCUUAUAUGCUUUCCGCUGACAUCUCCUCAGUUCUUGUUGUAACUGCGUGCGCACUUCGUCUUCCAAUCUACAUGCUCUGUAAUCCGGAACUUCGUCGGACAAUCAAACGCUCAUUCACUCAUCGUAUAGAACAUCAGCAAAAACUUCAAGACACUUUUAGUUUGAUCACUAAAAUUCUUGUUUGA
Messenger RNA from Caenorhabditis angaria, 1899 nucleotides. NCBI's taxonomy places the organism in Eukaryota, Metazoa, Nematoda, Chromadorea, Rhabditida, Rhabditidae. The record is from the annotation of a GenBank genome assembly.